Messenger RNA from Chelonia mydas (Green sea turtle), 7175 nucleotides. It is a transcript of the gene ADGRD2, whose product is annotated as adhesion G protein-coupled receptor D2. The record is from RefSeq and is a predicted model, not a curated record. Gene Ontology annotation, biological process: adenylate cyclase-activating G protein-coupled receptor signaling pathway; cell surface receptor signaling pathway. Bases 433 to 3639 code for a protein of 1068 amino acids. Gene Ontology annotation, molecular function: G protein-coupled receptor activity. Lineage: Eukaryota; Metazoa; Chordata; Testudines; Cheloniidae. The transcript is spliced from 26 exons. Gene Ontology annotation, cellular component: membrane.
UCUCUGGAGCCUGGCGGGGCUGGGGCUCGGGCGGCGUAAGGGGAGGCGCGGCCCGGGCGCGGGGAGCCCUUCGGAGCCGCCGCCGCUUUCCGGGGACCGGCGCGUUCCUCCAGCGGGUCCGGCCCCGGGCGCUUUCCGCGGGGGCGCUCCGCGCUGGAACCGCUCCCGGGUCAGAGCCGCGUUUGCGGAGCGGAAAGCCCCGCUGUCGGAAAGCCCCGGGCAGUCCCUUGGGGGGGUGGUUCCCAGCCAGGGGUACGCAGAGAUCUGCCAGGGUGCAUCAGCUCAUCUAGAGAUUUGCCUAGUUUCACAACAGGCUACCUACAAAGCACUAGCGAAGUCAGGACAAACUACACGUUCAGACAAGGACUUGUUGGUACUGCUCUACGUACUACGCGCUGAGAGCAGAGAGGGAAAGAUUUCCAACCAAUCGACAUGGUCCGGCAACACUCGAGACCUGAAUACUGGUUCCUCAGCUUUCUGAUUGCUAGCCUGUCCAGAGAAGUCUUAGACUUUACUGCCCUUGCUGAUAAUCACACUUCAAAAGAUUUUGGUGCUGCGGCUGCCACCAUCGUAACCUCGGGAGAUGUUUAUGAAUAUGUGGACGUCCCCUUGGACUGGUGGCAUGCGAACAGACACUGUGAACAACGCUUUGCACAGCUGCUCUUUGAGAUCAGGGACAGCGAGCUGGCUUCGGUCAGCAAACUGCUGCGCUCCCACCAAGGGCAAAGCUCUGUCUGGUUAGACGAGAGGGAGGCAUUCCUGCACAAACACAAACAGAGACGAAUUCACACAGCACCAAUCCUGGUGUUCAGAAACAAAACAGACACUAAGUACGUGAAGGUUCUGGCCAAAUUCCCCGUGAUGCCUGCUGUCACCGCCUGUGCCCACAUCCAGUGGGACAAGACGACCCAGGAGAUUUCCACCGUCUUCUCCUAUGCUGUCCCUGCUUUCAUUAACGAGUUCCAGCUGCGCGGCUUUGUUGAUGAGGAAGGAUUUGUACGAUUUGCCAUCAUCGUCCACGGACACCACUCCCCGUACCUGCCCGUGUUCCGCAGCGACGGGCAGUGGCAUCACUUCUGUGUCACCUGGCAGCAGCGGAACGGGACGUGGGCCAUCUACGCCGACGGGAAGAAGAAGGCCUCUGCCGCUGGACUGUGUGCCGCAGGGCCACCGGCCAGCCAGGCUAUUUAUGCUCAUGGAACUUUUAUUAUUGGACAGGACCAAGAUUCACUAGGGGGCACCUUCAAGGAGAAAGAGUCCUUCAGUGGGAACAUCACUGACCUGAAUGUGUGGCGGAGAGUCCUUAGCAGAGAGCAGAUAGAGAGAGUCCGGUCGUGCUGCCUGAUAGAACAUGAGCUUAUCUUCAGGUGGGGCAGUUACACUCUGGAGAUUGAGCCCGCUGUACAAGAAGUGACAGCACAGUUCCUUUGCCCAGGGCCUGUGGAGCAAUGCAGAGUUCUUGACGUUGGCAGUGGUGGAGUUCGUGACACUUCUUGUUCGCGUUCCUUGCCUUUCGUCUGCCACUACAAGAAGGAUGUGUAUUUACUCUUGAAGAAAAUCCAAUCAGAAUCCAGCCCGCGACUGAUCAGUCGGGUUAAUACCCUCGCAAAUGCUACCGUGAUUCCUGAGAAUAUUUUCUUGGGCGAUGUUAGAGACAUGAACAUCUCAGCAGCUGUCAAUGUUCUCCAUGUUCUGACGAUCGUCCUGAGGGAGGAGGAGACCCCAGUGAAGCCAGCUGACCUGCUUGGCGUGGUCCAGUUUCUAAAGCAAGUUUCAGACGUUGAAGUCCAGGAGCAGGAACAGCUGGAGAUCCUGGAGCAGCUGAGCCAGUAUUACGUGGAAGUGACUGGACUGAUCCUGGAGGAGCAAAAUACUGACCAGUGGUCAGAAAUCAGCCAGAUUAUCAGAGGGCCUAUGACUGUUGUAGAGAACAUGGACAGAAUGGCCUCAAACCUAGACCAACUUCUGACUGCAGAAAGGACAAAGAUAGCGAUCCAGCACAGGAACAUCAGGGUUGAAGUCAGGAAGAUGGAGCUCAGCCAGCAGGAGCCCAGCAGUGACGUGUAUCUGAUCCAAAGCCAGGAGACAGGCGGGCCUGACCUCAUAGAAGUUCCCCCUGAAGAAGUAGAAAGACUUAAAGCCAAAGGUCUCCACAGAGUCACUGCGAUCAACACGUGGUACGGCUACUCCUCCCUCCAGUGCUUCCUCGCGGGGAGCCGCACCGUGUUCCAGGAUGGGGCCACGUCUGACGGAGGACGGAGGUAUCUGAGCACACAGGUGGGCUCCGCUAUUAUUUCAUCCGUUCUACGCAGCGACUACCAGGAGAUCAGCACAUCGGUACGCUAUCGCCUGCAGCACCGCACCCAGGACCCGCCUGACAAGCUUGUGGAACCGAUCUGCGCUUUCUGGAACUUCAGCAUCAGCCCAGACACCGGGGGAAUGUGGUCCACUGUAGGCUGCUCCAUCAUAAUGUCUCACCUGGAAUCCACAGCCUGCUUCUGCAACCACACCACCAACUUUGCAGUGCUGUUGCAGGUGUAUGAAGUGCAGAGGAGCUCAGAGGAGGAGCUGACUCUGAAGACCCUGACGUUUAUUGGAUGUGGAGUUUCUUUCUGUGCCCUGAUCGUUACAUUCAUUUUAUUCCUGGCAGUCGGCGUUCCUAAGAGCGAAAGAACAACCGUGCACAAGAAUCUGAUCUUUGCUUUAGCUGCAGGUGAAGCUCUGCUCAUGUUUAGUGAAUUGGCCAAAACCAACCAGGUACUGUGCUUUGCUGUCACAGCUUUCCUCCACCUCUUCUUCAUGGCAGCCUUUUCUUGGAUGCUGGUAGAAGGGCUUCUCCUGUGGAGCAAAGUGGUUGCCGUCAACAUGAGUGAAGACAGGAGAAUGAAGUUUUACUAUGUGACUGGCUGGGGCCUGCCAGUUGUUGUUGUUGGUGUGACUCUGGCAACUUCAUUUAACAAGUACGUGGCAGACCAUCAUUGCUGGCUGAACAUUCAGACCGAUAUCAUCUGGGCGUUUGUUGGGCCAGUUCUCUUUGUUCUGACGGUAAAUACCUUCGUGCUGUUCCGGGUGGUGAUGGUCACAGUGUCCAGUGCACGGAGGAGGUCAAAGAUGCUGACCCCCAGCAGCGGCCUGGAGAAACAGAUUGGAAUCCAGAUAUGGGCCACGGCCAAGCCCAUCUUGGUGCUGCUGCCAGUCCUGGGCCUGACGUGGGUGUGUGGGGUCCUGGUUCACCUCAGCAUCAUCUGGGCUCAUGUCUUCAUUGUGCUGAACUCCCUCCAGGGCUUGUACAUCUUCCUGGUCUAUGCAAUCUAUAACAGUGAGGUGAGGAACGCCAUACAGAGGAUGAAGGAGAAGAAGAAAGCGCUCUCGUUCACAAACUGUUCUCAUCCGAUCAAUUAUCUGUCAAGUCCAAGAAAUACAGCUUCCUGGGAGACUGGGAAGCCGAGUCCCUCUGCGCCCGAGAGCACCGUGUCCAGCCCUGUGCAGAAGGAUCCCCCCCUGAAGAACAUUACCAACAAAGGAAACUUUGGUGCUAAAAUUCCAAUGGGGAUUUCCUCAAUGAUGUCACCAGAGAGACCGGCUGUAGAGCUGACAGCGUUCAAAUCCUCAGAGCACUGUAUGGCCCAGCCGCAAUGAAAUGCCACAUUUCAGACUGACCUGGCUCUCAGCUAGGAGACUCCCUUGCUGCACAGGCAGGGCUAGUGCCAAGGAAGCGAUGUUAGCUACCCUCGCCCUGUCCUGGGCCUCCUUGCUUGCACAGCGCCAUCUCACCCAGCAGCUCGCCAUCUUGUGUUCCUUGCAUCCUGUUUCACUGCUCUGCAAACCCCACCAAUCCCUGCACAUACCGGCUGUGCUCGAGACACCCAGAGCCAUGCCUUGCUGAGAGCCGUCUUGUGUGCCCAUGCCACAUCUUGCAAUGCCCAGCCCGCCUCCCCAUGCUGAGAACCUCUGCGCUCCUGUACGCACACCUUUCUUGCUAUCUCCACUACCCCCCUCUAUGCUGCACUGUGCCAGUCACCAACCCCUUGUGCCACAUGCUCUGGAAGGAGCACAGCCACCGCCUCUAGCCGCUUAGAACAGCGUCAUGUGCCAGAUGGGCCAGAUAUUGGAAAGCACCCCGCACCGCACCUGCACCCAGUGCAUGGAGCUCUUCCCGUCAAAGCACAACGCCAUCUGGCUUUCCUUCCGGGGGGCGGGGGGGGGGGCGGUGCCAGGUGCGGCGGGAUCAUUGAUCGCUUUGCAGGGAGGGGCGGGCAGAGGCACAUUGCGCUCUUUGCAGAGACUUGCUGACUUGGGGAAUGCUAAAGCCGCCUCCCCACCCCCCAGGGAGGCAGGGCUGUGACUGAAGCUGGGUGACUGGGAGAGAAAAUGCUGUGGCCGGCAGGUGAAGUCAGGGAGGGUGUGGGUUGGAAAGGCCGGAUUUCCAAAGAUAAAUGCAAUUGCUUAAUGUCCUUCUGUUCUGAAAUGCCUUGCCUAGCCUGGUGGGGCACAUCUUGCCCCUGCGGUGUGGAAACACUUCAUGAGAAGGAAAGACCAAGGCCGGACUAGAAAUCAGCAGAAUUAGAAACUGACUCUGCCCCUAAGCUUUGCCUCCUCACUCUUGGGAGCCCAGAAGGAAAGGUGGGCUAAUCCUUCUGUGCUACCUGGGUGUCGCUCCCUGCCUCGGUUUCCCCAGCUGUACAAUAGCACUACCCUACCCCCCAGGCAUGUUGUGAAGAUAAAUACGGUAAAGAGGAGGGUGCUCAGAUAGUGGGGUGGGGGGCUCUGUAAGUAGCAUCAAUAGACAGAGAGUGAAUUCUCCCCUCUCCAGAGGCCGGUGCUCCCUCCCGCUGCCAAGGGAGGGGUUUCACCUGAGAGCAGAGCUCUGCUCCUGUCCUUUGUCCCUAGCUGGGCCAGUUCCAACUUCCCCUGGCCAGCUCAGCCCACCAUUCACUUCAGAUUUGCAGGAGUUUCCUGGGCACAACCAAAGGAAUCUGCUCAAGGUCACAGCUCCAAGGAGGUGAGGCUUCUGCCUGGUACGGGGCGGGGAGCACUUUGCUGGACAGCUGUUGAAGGCAGAUGCCAUGCUUAGAAAUUCCCACUGCUGUGCCCAGAAGCUGGCCCCCAUCGGUUCCCAGGCAGCCGACUCUCUGCCUUGUCAGAAAUAAGGCAGGAGACUUUGACUGGAUUCUUCCAUUAUCUUCACCAGUCUCCCACUACUGUGCUCAGCUGACAGAGCAGGUUUGCUGGCUGGGCUGAGUUCAGGGACCCAGCCCGUGCAUCCAGGCAAUGCAAACCCCUCUCUGCCUCCUGAGUGCAUUUUUGAACUGGCUAUUGGUGCCAGAGCCCUUUGUUAGCUUUGUGAAAGGAAAAUCUGUCACCAGCUGAUGCUGGUAGGAUCAAAAUUCCUGCCCCGAGCUAUAGAGAACCUGUGUUUUUUGAGUUCCCAAAGCCAGAUGCAGGAUUGCCCAAGGGCAAAGAUGGCAGCAAAGCACUGAAUGCCCCAUCCAGAUCAGCCCUAAUGUGCAGGUAAAGCUAGGGGGUACCUCCCAAACUGAAGGGGUCUGAGGAAAGAUUCUUUUCCCAGGGAGCGGAAGUGAGGUGCAGUGGUCGAAGCAGGAGACUUGGCUUCUAGCCCAGACGCUGCCGGUGAUUCACCCUGUGACCCAAACAUGCCUCAUUCUCUUCCCGGCCCCAUGUCAGUAUGCAGGUGAUGACAUUUACCUCUCUUGGUAAUGGCCUGUGAGAGCUUUGGGUGACAAAUGGCUGACACGUGCCCCGUAUUAUGCGGAGAUGAAUAUCCAGCCAGCCAAGAAGACGAGAACUGAUGAGACGUAGAUUGCAGACAACAGAACUACUGGGUUGGAGAGGCAGGGGUCUUAGGAUCUGGGGGCUUCUCCGCAAGCCCCAGAGGAAUGGUAAACUGGAAAUUGCAAAGGGUUGGGUAGAAAAGUAUAGGGCAGUUCCUAAAAUGGCCCGUAUGCCAAAGUCCUUUAAGAAGCCAAAGAUGCCCAUGAGGCUGCUGAUUGAAUUGCUGUUCUGCAGCAGAAAAUGGUAAUCACCCUUAGAACUGUGGCUGUUGCAUUGGGUUGGCUGGCAUAGAAUCAAAGAAGCAUAAAGCAUGGCUUCUUUGUCUUUAUAAUCACUAAUGAUUAUUAACUAGUAACACUGCCUGGCUGGGGUGCCUGGCACUACCUUCUAGGAGAAGAAUCUUAAAGCACGUUACACUGCCGCAGGAGUUAAGGCUCAUAGCACCCCAGGGAGGUAAGUCAGGGCUGUUCCCUCUAUUUUACAGCUGGGCAAAUGGACCGAGACUUUUCAUAGAUCCCAAGGCCAGAAGGGGCCACUGUGGUCAUCUGGUCUGACCUACUGUAUGACACAGGCCAGAGAGCUGCCCCAGAAUCCUUCCUAGAGCAGAUCAUUUAGACAACAUCCCAUCUUGAUUUAAAAGUGGUCCGUGAUGGAGAAUCUACCGUGCCCCUUGGUAAAUUGUUCCAGUGGGUAAUUACCCUCACUAGGUAAAUGACUUGCCCAAGAUAACACAAUCGGUUAGUGCCAGAGCUGGGCUGUUGCCAGGCCGGUAAGCAGUGCUCCCCACAGUAGAGAACACAGCUGCACGCAGGUAACGCUGACAUUUCUUCACCACUGAUGGCAGAAGCCCAGAGCCUUGCGCAUGUUUAGGCUCCUAACUUCAGUGGUAAUCAAUGGAGCUGGGGCAGAGUCCAGUCUGUGAAUAUUACUUACCUGAGCCUUCGGUGAGACUGAUCCUUGUCUUGCUGGGCUUGCAGUUUGGCCAAGGCGUGCUGGUCAGCUCAGCGUGUGAGAGAAUUCUUUCCCCCCGGUGCAUUAGCAAGCCCCACUAAUGCACACCUCCGACUGUUCAGAUGUGUUUGAGGACUUCUGAAGCCAGCAGUUAGACAAAAGGAGGGCUUUGUGAUGCCUCUGUCAUUGAGGGAGACAAAAUGUAUCAGAGUAAAAUAAAUAUUUCCUUUCUGGUUUAAAUAUUCAGUGAACACAAAAGCCUCUGCACAAUGUACUUUGUGUCCUAAGAUAAUUUGUGUCCCUUUCUAUCUCACAGUCAAACAUGAUUCAGUUCUCAAGCGCCCUGAUGACAGUUCCUCCAGGAAGAUAUUGUCCAGUGGGGAUUGUUUUGUGCAGUGCUGGUUUUAUUCCUCUUAAAGACUAUUAAAAGG